Coregonus sp. 'balchen' is the source of this 17208-nucleotide messenger RNA. The record is from the annotation of a GenBank genome assembly. Lineage: Eukaryota; Metazoa; Chordata; Actinopteri; Salmoniformes; Salmonidae.
AGAGCGGAUGUAGCGGAGAGGGAAGCAGAGGCUCUUCGGGAACAGCUGACAUCCGCCAACAAGUCCCUCCAGCUUGCCACACAGAUCCAGAAGGCCCCUGACAUGGAGCAGGCCCUGGAGGUUCUGUCUCGCUCCAGUCUGGAGGUGGAGCUGAGCGCCAAGGAGCGGGAGGUACUGCACCUGGCUGAGGACGUGCAGAGACUGCAGGCCAGCCUGGCCAACAUCCGUGAGAACUCAGCCUCACAAAUCAGUCAGCUGGAGAAGCAGCUCAGCACCAAGGAGAGCUCGCUCAAGGUCAGCCCCGUCACACCACCACCAGGGCCCCUGGUCAGCCCCGUCACACCACCACCAGGGCCCCUGGUCAGUCCCGUCACACCACCACCAGGGCCCCUGGUCAGCCCCGUCACACCACCACCAGGGCCCCUGGUCAGCCCCGUCACACCACCACCAGGGCCCCUGGUCAGCCCCGUCACACCACCACCAGGGCCCCUGGUCAGUUCAGUCACACCACCACCAGGGCCCCUGGUCAGUUCAGUCACACCACCACCAGGGCCCCUGGUCAGUUCAGUCACACCAACACCAGGGCCCCUGGUCAGCCCCGUCACACCACCACCAGGGCCCCUGGUCAGUUCAGUCACACCACCACCAGGGCCCCUGGUCAGUUCAGUCACACCACCUCCAGGAGCCCUGGUUAGUCCCAGAACACUGAGGGCACUGGUCAGUUCCGUAGAUUAGUCAGUUAUGAAGAGUAGGCCUAACCACACUUGAACUUGUGUGCCAUGGUAAGAAAAGCUGCAGUUGUCAGUAGUACUUUAUAAUGCAUCCGUGUGCAUCCCGUUAAUGCAUUUGGAUAUUGUGCACAAGAUAAGCUCUACCUUUCAGCUUGAACUCAGAAAAACAGUAAUUUACAAAUGAAACAUGUCAGGACCCUCUGACUAAUGCAUAGCCCUGAACCCUCUCUCCCUAAACGUCACAGUGGUUUUACUGAACUCUGCGGGGCACCCCACACAAGACUCUACAUUUAGGACUUGACUGACACGUCUUUGUAUCCAUGGAGACUGAACAGACAUGUCAUACCCAGUGAGCUUUAUGCACAGAGACUGUAGAGCAGGGGUCAGCAACAGGCGGCCCGCGGGCCAAAACCGGCCUGCAAGUGAUUUAUUUUUGAUAUAUACAAUUAGGAUUUUCGUAGUUGCCUACCUCUGCCUACCUCUACUGUAGAUCUUCUUUAUUGGAAGUUGUCGUGACAGGUGUAGCUGCAUGGUAAUGUGUUUUUUAGAGACUGCAGAAAGAGAAAAGAGUAGAAUUGUUAUGUACACUUUCCAAUGCACUGAGCUAUCUUAAAUGUACACAUGCUAAUGCACUAGGCAUGCAAUGUGACUCCUCAAGAGAACAUAUUCUACAUUUACAUUUGAGAUAUUUAGCAGACUCUCUUAUACAGAGCGACUGACUGUCUCACCUAAAAUAGCUAGGUGAGACAACUAUAUUACAGUUGUAGUAAGUACAUUUUUCCUCAAUAAAGAAGUCAGCAAAGUCGGUGCUAGUAGGAAAAGUCAAUUGCAUGUUUUUUGGGGGGUGGGGGGGGAUAAGAUACCCUUUGAAGAGUAUACGUUGACUCUCCAAAUGUUUGCUUCCCCAUGCAUUGGUCCUCAUUAUGAGCCCACUAGAUUAUACACAUACUUUUACGCUCUGUCCUCCCAAGAGUACACUACUCGCUACUUUAUGAGAGUAACGAAGUGUCUCUCUCUCCACACAGCAACUGGAGGAGAAACUGCAGGAGCAGGCGGACUAUGAAGACGUCAAGAAAGAGCUCAGGUAAUUCACUUUCCCUCCUUCUGCCUUCCCUCCUCUCCCCUCAGCCACAGGCGUCAGUUCAAUAAACCAUACAAAUUAACCAGAAAAAAUUCAUUGCUGCCUCCGAGCCUAAACUUGUGAUGCCACCGGGUGCAAGUAUGUAAGACGUGGCCUCGUCCAAGGUCGGGUCAGUACGGAUUCACUCUAAUGCCAUUCGGACGCUCUGCCAAACCACCCUCAAGACUAUCAUUAACCUUUAGAUUUAUUCCCUGAGUGUGGAUGCGUAGAGUCAGAGUAUUAUUGGCUAAGCACUGGUAGUGCUUAUCAGAGAAGCUAGUUUGAUUGGACAGUGGGCCUUUACGUUCAACCUCUGUUUGCCACUGCUUUCUUAUCUGAUUGGGAUGUUUUGGGGUCUGGAGAUGGGAUGCUAACAUGGCUGUGCUGUAGACUCAUUAAAGGGGUAUGUACUGGAUGCUUUCUCCCCACAUGUGGGUUUAUUGACAUGGUCUUCAAAUCUCGUUUCUUUUAAGUAUAGCUACUUUUAAGGUCAUUCUUUUGAAACCAUUGAUUGCAGUUGUCAAAUAUGUUAUGUGUACAGUAGCUCAAUAAAUUAUUUGUUUAUAUAAAAAAGGUUGAAUAAACCAAGGAAAUCUGUUAUGAUAAAUGUCAUUUUUAAUCUUCACUCAUUAAGCUUUAUUGCGCCGUAUUUUCUUUUUUUUAUGGCAGUGGCUCGUAUAAGCUCUAGCGUUUCUGGUCUGGGAUCUCAAGACGGUGAACAGUUUCUGCAGUUGUUUGGUGUUGUGCUGCGUCUUAUCUCAGUCCAAGCCAGUAACAAGAAGGCUAACUAUGUUAAGUUUGGCCGAUAAGAUAAUUGCCCAUGUUUAGGGAACUGGGGCGUUUUCUUGCCAGGAUUUAACAAUCUCCACACAUCUGAGGAAGGGGCCGUCUGGACAUUAAUUUGGUAACUGGAUUUUCAGGCAUAAUAUUCCCAAUUGGAAGAAGUCAUAAAGGUAGUAUCAGUGAAUGGUUCUGUUUGUGAGUUUUUCUAGCCACUAUGAUGGUCAGCCAAAGAGCGAUUUCUGGGAAUUUGUAUUGAUAGCCCGCCUGGGAUCCCAAAGGGAAGCAUUCCUCUCCUAAUAGACUAAAGUGUCUUUAUUUGCCUCCCAACCUUUUCAUAGAUGCUUUUUCCUCUAUAGAUAAUAUCGCCUGAAAUCCAAUUGGCACCCAGUACAUGAUUGAAUAACCCAUUUUAAUUACUGUGAUUGACUCUAAGGAUUUCAUUGCGUUAUCAGAUUUUGAUGGUCGGAGAGGAGUGAAGGACUUGUAUUGAGCCGACUCUCUUUGUGACGUAUCGCUUUGCCACUGCCUGUCGCUGAUUUAGAUAUUCUGUGCGGGCUGGUAGCAGAUACAUUUCAGUCCUGUAGUGCUGUGUGUAUUUGUGAUCUCCUUUUUGUAGUGGGUGCAGUAAUCAAGUGGUCCAUUUUCCCUUGUUUACUUCACAGUUUCCGCAAGUCCAUAGAGUUUGGCCCUUCAAACUGCUCUUCAGCACAGGUAAGGAGGCUGAAUGUUGCAUUUGAGUUGGAUUUGAACAAUAUUUAGACAGUAUAUCUUAUCAAACAAUGUUUAACAAUGUACUCUCUCCUUGUCAGGAAUCUAAGAAGCCUCUGGAGUUGUUGUUGAAGAGUCGAGGCCUGCAUUCUGAGAGCUCCUCCCUGCGCCUGAACAACAGUGAGCUGAGUAGUGAGUCCUUCAAGCCACCUACACACACAUACACAUACAUGCAUAUGCACACAGGAUUUAUGAAGGUGACUUAUCAAUCAGACAUCUGAUGUGGACUAUGUAGUGUUUCUUUGCCACCUGGGAACUUGCCAACUGACGAAGUUGAACGUUAGUGUUCGCCAGAAAAUAUUUAUUUGUUUAAAUCUCCUUAGCCAUUUACACUCACUCGUACCUGUAUACGGGUUGAAAAUAGCAUAUUUGGGCACUGAUAAACGCCUAAAUUGGAACGCUGUGGCUGUGUACAGUAACAUGCUAUACAUCAUGGUUUCCCAAACUUGGUACUGUGGACCCCCUGGGAGUACAUUUUGUUUUUUGCCCUAGCACUACACAGCUGAUUCAAAUAACCAACUCAUCAUCAAGCUUUGAUUAUUUGAACCAGCUGUGCAGUGCUAGGGCAAAAAACCAAAUGUGCACCCAGGGGCCCCAGGACCAAGUUUGGGAAACCCUGCUAUACAUGACGUCAGAGCUCUGGCGUUGGGCUUUGACUGACAGCCGUUCUGAACUUGAGCACCUUGUGCGACAACAUGUUGCCACCCUCCUGCUAAUUGUGCAACUAUUUUGUUGUCUGUGUGAGAGAAACGCUGAAAAUUAACAGGACUAUGUAUACUGAACAAAAAUAUAAAAAAAUAUAUAUAUAAAAAUGUCCCAUGUUUCAUGAGCUGAAAUAAAAGAUCCCAGAAAUGUUCCAUAUGCACAAAAAGCUUAUUUCUCUCAAAUUUUGUGCACCAAUCUGUUUACAUCCCUGUUAGUGAGCAUUUCUCCUUUGCCAAGAUAAUCUAUCCACCUGACAGGUGUGGCAUAUCAAGAAGCUGAUUAAACAGCAUGAUCAUUACACAUGUGCACCUUAUGCUGGGGACAAUAAAAGGCCACUCUAUAAUGUGCAGUUUUGUCAAGCAAUACAAUGCCACAGAUGUCUAAAGUUUUGAAGGAUCGUGGAAUUGGCAUGCUGACUGCAGGAAUGUCCACUAGAGCUGUUGCCAGAUAAUUGAAUGUUAAUUUCUCCACCAUAAGCUGCCUCCAACCGUCGUUUUAUAGAAUUUGGCACUACGUCCAACUAGCCUCACAAAUGCAGACCACGUGUAAUCACGCCAGCCCAGGACCUCCACAUCCGGCUUCUUCACCUGCGGGAUCGUCUGAGACCAGCCACCCGGACAGCUGAUGAAACUGAGUGGAGAAAAAUGUAUUCUGAUUGGCUGCGCCCCUGCCCAGUCAUGUGAAAUCCAUAGAUUAGGGCCUAAUUUAUUUAUUUCAAUUGACGGAUUUCCUUAUAUGAACUGUAACUCUGUAAAAUCAUUGAAAUUGUUACAUGUUGCGUUUAUAUUUUUGUUGAGUAUAUUUUGAAAGAUGAGACGUUGAGGAUUAUAAUGAAUACCGCUUUGAUGUCAUACAAGCAAGCCAAACACCUGUGAAUCCAAAUGUGCAAUUCACAUUUCGAUAUCAAAAAACUCAUGUCAUAUACAGUGUCAAAGUUUAUGAUCACUACAGUUACAAGAUGACAUGGCGUCAUACCUUGGGUGGUUCUGAACAGAAUGAGCCUAUGUUUGACUAUUGUGAAGAAAAUUUGCUGCGGUACACGCACCUGAAUGCACUCAUGACUCAUUUCUAUGCGUAACAAAAUUACGAUCUGUAAUAUCGUAUUUUAAACUUACCUAGUCAUGUUUGCAGUAUAACAAGCUUUCAAAUGAUGCCCACCUGACCGAGAUUGUGAUUUUUAAUGGACCGGGUUGUUUUCCAACCAAAACAACUACAAGUGUGCUUGCUCUAGAUACCCUCAACGGCACAGCUAGGAGAGCUAAAUAAAGCAUCUAAUAGUUGAAGACUAUUCUUUGAGUCAUAAAAGUGCAUUGAAAUUAUGUAGGAACUGUGCACACUUUGGAGAGGUGUGUGGCCACUCGGAGACACCAGUUCUCACUCAAACCCUUGUAUUUUUCUUAUUUUAGGUUGCACCUACCCCACAUGUUACUGAAUGUAUCCAGAGUAUUUUGAGAUUUCGUUAUCAACAAGUACAGUAAAUGUAAAAUACACAUAAAAUCAACGGUGUAAUGUCUGGAUUCAGUCGGGUGAACUAUUGUGUCCUCACCUUUGGUCUAAUAAUUUUGCCAUAAUCUCCAAAUUGUUCCCUUUCACUUGCUACCAGGGUUAGGCAUUUCAUAUUUCUUCUGUAAAAAAACGUUUCAAUUUAGCCAUAUAGGCCAAUUCCCACGAGCCGUAAAGGGUUAACCAGUAUCAGAGCAGCCAAUCAGAUAUCAUCAGAUUUUGUUUGUGAUAUACAUGUAGACACAACCACGAAGUCAAUUCCUGGUGUGAACUGCCCUCUGUCAAGGUCUUAUUCACGGGCUGGAACAGAACCGUAAGCACUGAUAGGGUUGUUUACAAAGAGGGGGCUGAUGUUUUGUUGAACUCAUUGAGCCUAAUUCAGUGAUACACAGAGCCCUAGUAUUCCACCUUUGAUCUCUGAUCCCUUAUCGUCCUCUCUUGUCACGACAUGCCAGCUCUUUGAACCGCAUACCCCAUAUUCAGUAGCCUUACACUCCUGAGACUGAAGGAUAUCUGUCACAAAGAGCUUUAUGAAAGUGUACACAUUGUCUGAGCUGAAGUUACCUCAGACCAGACUGUAAUGGGGAGAAAAAGUCCAUAAUUAGCCUUCAUGGGCCUGUGCCUCUGUGUGUGUGCCAGGGUGCUUCAAACUUAAAAGGACACACAGUCCUUUUGUUUCUUUACUCUGUCAGUCGCCUAGAGGGGUUAUAUACGGGAAGUCCAGUAGUCAAACAGGAAGCAGCGCCAGCUAUCUCCGCCAGCAGAAGAAGAGACUGUUAGACUCAAAGGAAAGACGUUAUCUCUCUUGGAGCAUUUUCUUUUCUACAAAUAUAGAGACACACUUCUAAAGAAUGUGUCAACUGUUUCCAUUGGCACACUCCCACGUUUGAUACAAAGAAAUACAUAAAGUAAAUGUAUAAUAGAUUUGAAUUGAAGGGUUCGAUGCAGACAGUCUGCUCACACCAUUAAGAUUGAAGUGCUGCUGCUUCCUCAGCGCGGCACUCGUCUUGUCUGGCUCCUCGAUUUAUCUCAUUCAGAGAAUCAGCCCUUUAAACAGGGGGAUUUGAGAGAUACUGUAACAUUUUCUGUGAUACAUUUCAACAGGAUCCCUGUUUGAAGUUCCUUGUUGUAUCUCCAUUUCUCUAAACGCCUUGACUUUACAUCUGCUACCCAACUGCUUAGACUCUGGAGAUGAAAAGAUUGGGGACUUGUUGGUCCUUGGUGUACAAACCAACCUUUUGGUACUAGUUUUACACCUGCUGAUGAUCAGUUUGCCUUUUUUCCAGUUGAGAGCUUUAGCUUUCUGUUCUAAGUUACCUCAAAAGUCUCUUUUAAAAUCUCUCCCUAAAGUUUAUUUUACCCUAAACUCGAAGGUUUGACCUCUCCAAAAAAUUACCUAACCACACCACAGGCUAGGGGUCUCUAACUACACAAACAGGUACCGACCGCUGCUUGUGUAUGGAGGCUACAUCUCAUCUUUACGGGUUAAGGUCAGUUUGCUUGCUUCCCAGGGCUGUUUGGGUAGUGCAUCUGCGACAACACAGAUUGCAGUUGCGUGUCGGUGGGUGGGGGUAGUGGAGGGGCACAGUGCGGCCCACCCUGGGCGAGGAGAAGAAGGGGGCCACUGGAGGUCAGACGCUGGUGGAGAUGAAGUGAUCCAGUAUGGUAAUGAAGCCCUGUUAGUCUCUCCUCCCAGUGUGCCCUUUACCACUCGGUCGCUCUGGAAAUGUCAUCCCAAUUGGCUUCGGGUCUCGCCCUCCCUCACCCACCCUAAAAAAUGAAGCAUUUCAUUUGCAUUCCUAAUGGGAUCCCUCGUUGUCCUACCAGAUCAUGUCGAUGUGAAACCACGGACCGGCAUCCUACUUGUUUAUUUCCCAAUGUGAUUUUGGAUUAAUUAAUGUUAAUGAUUGUAAAGUGUUAUCAGUUUUAUGAGAAUAACUAAAUGUUGUGUGCCUGAUGCUCUGUACACCAUGGACUCUUUUGUAAUGGUGUUGGGCCUAUGGCUAUACCUAACAUUAAUCAAAGCUCACAAGGAAAACUACAUAAAGAGCAAUUCUUGCUUGGCAGCCAUUGUUUAUUAUUGCUGUAUAGUACAUGCAUAAGUUUUGCUUCUGUUCCCACACUCUGAUGAACACACCACAGGCACACACACCACUGAUGUUAACCCACCAUGAAACUCUACCUUGAGUGAGUGGUGGCCUGGAGAUGGUGAUAUGCAGGGGCAGGUUAAAGGAGGUUAGGCAGGGCAUACACCACACAGCAGGUAACCUAGGCACAUCUGCCUGUGUCCAUAUCCUGGGUCAUGCCUGCCAGACGCUUCCCUUCACUACUGCUCAGUGUCCCUCUCCACAGCCAGAAGCCCAACUGGCAAACACACACACUCCAUCAGUGCAUCUCCACUCUAAUGUUAUGCUACUCCACUGGAGUACACUGCCCACGUCUAGAUAUUUUGUUUGUUAUUUUGGACUUUGUUGACGCCACAUGAUGUAUUGAUCUGUGUCAUGUUUUGUCUGGUUUCACAGGUGUGAGGGAGCGAAAGGUCAAAGAGUCAUCAGAGGGACAACAGUGUCUUUCCACCACACCCAUGGGCACCAACUUGAAGGGCUCCCCUCCCCCUCCCUCCUCUCAGCUCCUCCUGCGCACUGGCUCAGGUGGUUCCUCCGACACCACCCCAGUCACUGCCGCCAAUGGCACACACCACUUCUCGCCCACGGGCGGUGGGCUGGGUGGGCAGGACUUCUUCAGCCCCUCCUCUCUGGCGUCGGCGGGCACCGUUUUCCCCUUGGGGGGCAAGGUGGCGCUCAACUCCCUGCUGCAGCGCCAGCUCAUGCAGACCUUUUACUCCAAAGCCCUGCAGGACUCAAUGUCCGCCUCCGGCCAGGCCCUGCUCUUCUCCCCCGCCAACUACCCCACCCAUAACUCCCUCUCAGCCAGCCCCCUGCCACCCCAUCAGUCUUUGCAGUCACAAUCCCAGCACCCGUCGGCGGGCAGCCCGGACAUCAACGGCCUAGCCCCCUCACCAAGCCAGUCAGAAGGGGCGGGGAGCGUCUCAGAAGGCGAAGACAUGGACACGUCUGAGAUAGCGCGUCAGGUCAAGGAGCAGCUGAUCAAGCACAACAUUGGGCAGAGGAUCUUCGGCCACUAUGUGCUGGGGUUGUCCCAGGGCUCUGUCAGUGAGAUACUGGCCAGGCCCAAGCCCUGGAGCAAGCUGACCAUCCGGGGCAAGGAGCCCUUCCACAAGAUGAGGCAGUUCCUGUCCGACGAGCAGAACAUCCUGGCACUGCGCAGCAUCCAGGGGAGACAGAGAGGUGAGACUGACAGAAAUGUAUACAUACACUUCACACAGCACACAUCAACCGCUCACACACACACAUAGCUGAGCACGUCACAUAUACACACAUAUUUUAGUAAUGUCUUUGCCUCCAGAUGCUUUGCAUCACACAUCAAGUUCCAAUUCCUAGGUGAGAUAUUUCUGAUGUGUAUAGAACGGUAACCUCGUAAUUACCAGACUGAUUCCAUUCAUGUAAACUUGCAAGAUCAGGUGGCUUGCGAGGUUAGUAGAAUGGCCCCAGGUUCAGGCAUGUGUUCUGUUUCUGUGUUACGGUAGCUUCAGUAUGGUCCUGCUGUGCUCUCCCACAAAUCUGUGUACUCAACUUAACAGGAAAAGGAGUGCUGAAUAGUACAUUGAUGGUACAGACAUUUAGACGUCCCCCCCACCCUCCACACCCCACAGCAGUGUGGCCAUAGCCCGGGACCUUGAUGAAUGGACAGCGAUCCUUAUCACUCUGUCGCCAGUCAUGUCGCCUGCUAAAAUAUCCAGAUUAACCUCGCAGACAUGUUCCCUUCCCCGUCGUUAUCGCCUUUCGCCUGUCGUCGUAGCAACCGUCCCAGGAAUAAAAACCAAGUAGAGGGAGGGAGCAUUUAAAAGCUAGUCUAUCAAGAUGUCAUCGUCGCACGCGCCACUCAGGGUUCCAUCACUUAGCGCUGUCGGCACACUGCUUUUUGCUAUUGAUUUUGUAACCGUCUUAAAUGGCACAUUGCCAUGUGCUGCUUGGGAAUGCAUUCUGUACUGUUGAGUCAGUGAGUGGGAGGCAAGCUGAUCCCGUCAGAUUGCAGAGGAAGAUCUGUCUGAAUGGGCUCAAACAGCAGUCAAUAACAUGCAUGUCUGGACAGGCAGUGGUGCGGGGGGGGGGUUGUGUUUGUGUGUACUGUGUGUUUGUGUCAGUCAUGCAGAACAGAAUGUUCUGAGGAUAGUGCUUUAAGUCUUCUGAAAAAGCAUGCCACAGUAGUGACAGUACACACGGCGACUCAGACUGGAGCUGCACUCCCCUGCUGCAAAGCUCUCAUUCUUCACCCCAAACUGCUCAUAAUGCGGACAUUUUCACAAGCAAUUAUGUCAAAUUUGAGACCGAUUACAAAACGCGUGCCUGUACAUUGGGUUCCUAUUAAAUGACUCCAUAUUUCUCCUCUUUCCUCUCUCUUUCUCCUUUCUCUAUCUCUUUGUAUCCAUCACUCUGGCUGUGUCUGUUUCUCUGCUCUCUCUCUCUCUUUCUGUCUCUAACUGAGGAACUGAUACAUUUGGAGCUUGGUGCUCAGUCAAUAGCGUCACAAGGCAAGAUGAGAGCUGCUGCCGUCGGCAGCCCUGGACGAGAGCGAGGCGAAACAGACUGGGUAUUAGGAAACACGUCCGCAGUCCAGUCUCUCCGCGUUACACAGCACGGGCCCACUUGGCAGUCAGGGCAGGGGUGAUGUGAAAGUUUGCGCUUGGGGGCGAAAUUUGUUCCUCUCUGUGUUAAAGCAGAGUAGUGAGUGUAGAUGAAUGUGCACACUGUUGCUCUGCACUCUUGUCUAUUGUACUUGUUUGGACGGGCUUCAAGGAGUUGGUCUGGCAGCAAGCACCAAACCUGUUGGCCCAGGGGAAAAGUCUAACAGAAGUUUAAUAGAAUCAUGCUGGGAAGAAAUGUAAUGUGGUUCUUAUGCGCUGUAGCUACUAGUUCUGUUCCGUUUCAAUCAUUUCAAUGUUCUCAAUAACUGAACCCGCAACUCACAGUCCAGUGAGUCCAAAUCCCCAUCAAUGUCUGUUCUCGAAUAUGUGGAGAGUUUGACAUGUGGGUUUGAAUGGUAGAACAUGUGGAUUGACUCAAGGGUUCUCAGAAGGCGGUUUAAGACUGUGUAGAGUGGUCUUAAAUCAACUUUGUUUCUGGCUGUUUGACAAUAAGAUACUGUUGUCUACUACUGUGCGUAUUACUCUGGCCAAAGUGUUAGCAAAGAGCAUGUGUGCAUUUACAAGCAUUGUAUUCUGACAUACUGAACCAUAUGGCUUCUAGCUAUAUUUGCGUUCUUAAGUAAGUCACUUAAGGGUUUCGUCCUUGUUGAAUUGGUUUUGCCCAAAUGUUAGGGUUUUUGCUCAGAUGACUAGAUGUUGUGGUGGUGAUGAGGAGGUGGUCUAGUAACUGUAGAUCUAUAGCUCUAUUUAGCUAAGGCCCUGACUACCACCACCAUAUCCUGUCUCCAUUUGAGUAUAAUGAAGCUGCUCCUAGACAUUGAUCUAUUGUCAGUUUUGCGUUUUCACUCUAAUGGUUAACAGUUCGGAUUUGGGGAGAGCAAGCUGAUCCACCUCCAUGUGGCAGUUCAGGGUUCUGACACUUACUUAUCUUAUCUGUCGCCACUUGUUUUCCAACAGAGAACCCAGGCCAGAACCUGAACAGAGUGUUUCAGGAGGUUCCGAAGCGAAGAACCGGCUCCGAAUGCUCCUCGAGGCCAGGUCUGUUCUUUGCCUUCCCUAUCGUGGUUGGUUUAGUGUUUUGGUCGGCUUUUAUGUUGUACAAUCUGUUGUGUCAGUUAGCCAUUGUCAAAGUCACUCUACCACUUCUGGCCUGGAGUCUGGUUGAAAAUACAGGGAGGGGGUUGAUGUUUAUCCUAACCAUGGAUAUUCUUUCUUCCCCAUUAAGGGGUUGGUUUAUCUGAUCAUAGAUCUGUGGUUAAGGACACCUUCUACCUCAGGCGAAAAAAUGGGGGGUAGGAUUAGGGGAUACCUAGUCAGUUGUACAACUGAAUGCAUCAAACUGAAAUGUGUCUUCUGCAUUUAACCCAACCCCUCUGAAUCAGAGAGGUGCGGGGGGCUGCCUUAAUCGACAUCAUCGGCGCCUGGGGAACAGUGGGUUAACUGCCUUGCUCAGGGGCAGAACAACAGAUUUUUACCUUGUCAGCUCGGGGAUUCGAUCCAGCAACCUUUCGGUUACUGGCCCAACGCUCCUACCCGCCAAGCUACCUGCCGCCCCAAACAUGAAGGGGGUUAUAAAGGCACCCUUUCGACCCAUAGGGUGCGUCUUAAAACUUCCAGUCCAAACCAGCCCACGUAAUCUCUCCCAGUCUGACAUCAGGGCGAAACCUCACUUGUAUAAUUUAGGCUUUAAAAAGCUCCUUUAUAUGCCGUACUAUAUACUUUCCCCAAACCCAUGCAGUGUUUCAUGCCUUAUGAAAAUGGCCAUGGGUGUGGUGCUUACAUGCAGAUUGGCACUUCGGAAGGCCGCAUACACAAUGAUUUUCAACCCCUUUUUCUUCACAGGCAGUGGUGGCCUUGACAAAACUGUAAAACUUUAAAAACAGAGGUCCUUAGAAAAACAUAGUAACAUUGUGUCCCCAUGACCCGGCAGCUGUUCCCCGUACACCACCAUGGCUGUGCAUGUGUGUAUAUCUCUGUGUAUGUGUGUGAGUUAGAACGUGCUGGGGGGGGGGGGGGUGCUUACGGAGUCCCCCAUCCUUGCCCUGUCAGACCCCUUUUUUGUCAUGAUUUAUUUCCAGUUCACCCCCUGUACCCAGCUGCUCCCCCCCGCCUCACUCACACACAUGAGCGAGCGCGACCUUGCCCAAUUACUCUGACCACUCACUCAGGACAAAUGAGAGAGAGGAAGCCGGGAAGCUCGGGAGCCACGUUCGUCAGGCCCCUCCAUGUUUAACUCCAAACAGCAAUUAGCCUUCCCUUCUGAAGCCCAUCCAAAACACCAGGUCUUGUGUUUCUUAUGGAGUCUGUCCAAAGUCUGGUUCCCAUUGUUGCGGAGGGUAGCUGGCUGGCUAGCUGGCUGCUGGAAGUGUUCUGUUCAGUGCUCAUGAGGAACAUGUGUAGCCGUGGCCUCUUGUGUUAACAGGAUUGAGCUGUGUUGUAAAGGGAGCCCCCAGGGGAGUAUUGCUGGCAGACACACAUACACACUGGUUCUGUUGCCAGGGGGGGCCAUGGCGAUUUGAUGUCAGAACUCACUGAAGGAGAAGGCUAGGUUUAACGUCACCUUGGGUUCCUUUUAGACAGGAGACAGUCAGUAGACUCAAACUUCAGACUUUUUUAUUGGAUAUUUAUUGGAAAAGUAGCACUUUUCUCAAACUCAAAACAUUGAGCUUCAGAUUUCACUGGCUAUGUUAUGACUGUUCACCUGUGACAUAUUGUAGUCAGACUCAAAAAAGUGAAAUACUAGCAACAUAUAUAUUAAUUACCCAAAGGUUCUAUCACCCCCGUUGCCUCCUGCCGUCCCUCCCUUUGGUACAGUCCAUUGACCCCUGACCUUUGUUGCCCCUCCCUAGGUAACAUCACCACACGGAUCCGCACCCCAGAGAGUGGCUCAGACGAGGCCAUCAAGUCCAUCCUGGAGCAGGCCAAGAGAGAGCUGCAGGUUCAGAAGGCUGGUGAGUGACUCCUCUCGCUGACGGACACUACUCUACAGCAGGGGCUGGUUUGAAUUUUCCAUUGAGUCCCUCUAUUGAUAUAGCUAAAAUAAUUGACCUCAACCCAACUUCAACCCUGCUGUAUAGUUGCCUGAUGCUUCUUGUCUGACCCUUGUCAUACCACACUGCAUGCCCCUUAUACGGAAAUUAUAGGGAUGGUGGGUAUUUGCUGUAUGAAGAGUUUCCUUCCCAGUGUUUUGACCGCAUACAGCCCGUAAAGUGGAUGAACAUACAGUAAGAUGUGAUGUGGUCGACUCAAGCUUUCUCCAUUGUAUCUUAUUGGUCAUACAAUUAUUCCUAAAUUGCCAAUGCCAUAACUAAUGCCAAACAGUGCUAGUGACUGCCCCAUACACUGCCUUUAGAAUGUCUAAGAGAUGUCCCUCGUGCUAACCCCCUCUUGACGCCGUGCCACCCACUACAGAUGGUGUGGAGGACAGACAGCGACGACAGACAGGUUACCCCCGAGGCAUGGGCAACUAUUUUGCAAAAUAUGCACAAAGUCUCAGACUCGGUGAGGAAUGGAUUUAACCUUACACACUGUGUGGCCCCACACCGAGAAUAUAUGAACCACCUUUUUCUGUCAGGGAUGGAGAAAACAUUUCCUUGACCGUCCAUGUCUUAAAUCUAAGGGAUAUGGUUUACUAGGGAGCAGUUAUUUUAGCCUGAAACACAUUAGAAAGGAAAAUGUGGCUAUAUUGAAAUUCUUAAGUGAUGGACUGUUAUUGUAUGAAUUAUCAAGCACUUAAAAUAUGUUUAUAAGACAAUCCGUUACUUCAUAAGAAAUCACUUCUUGUCAAAUGUUACAUUUUCCUUUUGUUUUGAUCUUCAGGCAUCAAACAGAAAAUCCAAAACCUCACCAAAUUCUUCUCCACUUCAAAUAGUGUGGGCCAUGGAGCAUCAUCUGAAGUUGAGUGUCGAUGGCGUUCGUAGCCUUGUCUGAUGACGUCUGUCUAUCCUCUCUGUCUGUCUCUCCCUGCAGUAGACUCGUCCCAGCCCCCUCCCUCGUCCAGCAUUGGUGGUGGUUGUGGUGGUAUCGGCUCGGGUGGAUCCUCCAGCUCAGACGAGACCAUCCGCUCCAUCCUAGAGCAGGCCAGGAGAGAGAUGGAGGCCCAGCAGGCCGUCCUGGAGCCCAUCCUCAAAGCAUCCUCCAUGGGCCCCUCUGACUUGGCCCUGCUCUCCCCCAAACUCCUGGGCGCUCCCAUCCUCCCGGCCUCCUACUCGCCUCUGGCCCUCUCACUCAAGAAGCCCUCCAUCCCCCCAACCUCCUCUCCUUCGCCCUCCUCCCUCCUGGAUUUCCACUCUGCCAUGGUGAAGAAGGAGGCAGGAGAGGUGGUGGUUGGAGAAGGUGGGGGAGGAGGAGGGUCGCUAAUGGACGGAGGGACGAAGCAGGGGCGAGGCUCCUGGAGGGAUCAAUGGUGGAGCAGUAUGCAUCCCGGGGGGCAGGGAGUCACGGCUAGCCUGAAUGACGAUGCGCGUAGUCAGGAGGACAGCAAGGAGGUACAGUAACAUAAAUACCACACACACUCUGCCUUCAUGACCUCUCUCUCACCUCUGAACCAUGGUGGUCCGGCCACAAUGUUCAAAAUGUUCUGAGAAUGUGUCAUAUUACUAUAACUCAUCACAGUUCUACACUCAAGGCUCAUUCCCUCUGAGGGAUCAUAUACAUGUUGUUUGUGUAAGUUGUUAGCUACUUCUCCUUAAACUGCUGAGAUUUGUUACGCACUACUGUCGUUUUUGUUGGUUGCCAUCACUCAAAUCAGCUUCUGUACACAGCCCUUGUGCAACUGAAAUGUAUUUGGAAGGUGAUAUUAGAAGACAAACGGAGGGCCAUUGUCUGUGUUCAUAUGUAGCGUGCAGCUGCUCCACUCAGGACGAGGUGCUUGGAGUGCGUAUGUGUGUGUGUGAGGUCCGUGUCGACACCACAAACCGGAUAUGGCAAAUACUUACGCUAGCAGCCUUCAGAGGCAGAACAUGGCCUAACCCAGCAACUCAUGGGAGCUAAGAUUCUUCACAACAUUGAAAUCAUCGCCAUACCUUCUGCCCCAUAUCUUCUGAUCCACAUACCCUCUCUGGAUCCAUCCAAUGACAGUGGCUGUGUCCUACUCCUUUAUAGGGGGAAGAGGAGCCACCUACCUUCCACUCACGCCUAUUCAUAGCCGGCGAUAGCUUGACGUUAGCGUUAGAGGUUAGCGCCCUCCCUCCACAGUGACUGUGCCAUUAGCAAUUAGCUGUUAUCCUUUAGUGGCCGGCCCCAUCCCCACUUCCCAACUGACUGUGCCUCUCUGUGUCUCCGCCAGAAGCCUCCCCGGCUGGCCCCCUCCUCCUCCUCCGUCUCCAUCUCCUCCCUGGACUACUGGAAGGACUGGCCCCGGGCCGAGUCCCCGUACUCCCAGGCCGGCUCCGAGCCUGGCGGGGGCACCAAAACCCAGGGGCCCAGCCGCGCCGACACGCCCCAGAGCAGCCCCUCUCCCCUGAGCCUGGGGCCUCUGGGGUCCCUGUUGACCCCCGCAGCCAAACAAGCCAAGCCUGUGGUGGCACCGCUCACUCCUGAGCAGUACGAGUUCUACAUGUACCAAGAGGUGGACACGGCCGAGCUCACGCAGCAGGUCAAAGACAAGCUUGCCAAGAACGGCAUCUGCCAGCGCAUCUUUGGAGAGAAGGUGUGCAAGACACAGACCACCUACACCCUACCGUCCCAUACUCGUGUCCUUACACUCCCUAAUAUACUCAUCCUGCGCUGGUGUAGUGUCAACUCACAUCCCCCCUGUAAUACUGCUCCCCUUCUCUCUCCUUCCUGUCAUUUCCGCCCAGCUGCCCUCCACCCUCAGUCAGCACAGUUCAAGACUGUGUGUACUAUGCUAGCUCAGCUCUCUGUUAUAGUGUGUUUGUUAAAUGAAUCUAUUCAUACAUUUCAUAGAUUUCUGUGUAAACAGGAAACAGUCACUUUUGACAUCAUAAAACAUAUGUGGUCCUUUAAGCUUCAGUUGUCACAUCCAUUUAAAACACAUCUAAGCCUAAGUCGCUCUCUCAGCAGUCAGCUAGUUAAUGGCAUCACACUGUGAUAUAGCAUUGGGCCGCCAACCAGGAUUCCACCAACAAAAACUCCUUUAUACACCCUCUUUGGUAUAAACUAAAGCAGAUGGUGUAAUGGCGUACAGUACAGAUCUCAGUGGUUUGAAGGAAGAAGUGCAUGAUCUCUAUGCAUGUGUGUUUGUAAUUGGGCGAUUCCAUACCAGCAUGUCCUGAAAAUAUUUUAAUAUCACAGAUUGUUUUGGCAAUUCUCACAUAAAAACUUCAUUGGGGGGAUGUUUAACAUGCAUAUUACAUUUGUAUCACAAACCAUUUUUUGGGAAAAUCAGGAUGAAAGUCAAGUGGCAAUUUUUAGACCUAUACAUGCCUCCUGUAAGACCCUAUGAUCAGUGAAACCGUACAUGGUGAAGACAACAUAUUAGUGUCAUUAUACUCCUUGUAGUGUGCUCUAAAAUAUGGAGUAUGUCUAUAAUCUGUAGCUAAUAUAAGGCUUCAUGCUGGCAUGCUUUCUGAGCAGUGUAGUAACACUUUGGAAUGUUGUUUUACUGUGAUGGUGAGCUCGGGUAUAUUAAAAUAUUUGACUGGCGUGUCUGUGUUUAUGUCUGUGUGUAUGCGUGUCUGUCUGUCUGUGUAUGUAUGCGUGUCUGUCUGUGUGUAUGCAUGUCUGUCUGUGUGUGUGUGUGUGUGUUACAGGUGCUGGGCCUGUCUCAGGGCAGUGUGAGCGACAUGCUAUCCAGGCCCAAGCCCUGGAGCAAGCUGACCCAGAAGGGCCGGGAGCCCUUCAUCCGCAUGCAGCUCUGGCUCAACGGAGAGCUGGGCCAGAACAUCCUGCCCUUACAGGGCCAGCCGCAA